UUCACUGUGAAUGUCAAAAUUUUUACAUUGAAUUAACAGAGUUACGCCGCACUUAACAGCGUUGCAAAGCACGACAUGGCAAGCUUGGAAUGGUUUUGUGCCCCACGCUGCUAUCAAGUAGCUAAAAACCAUUUACAUGGCCAGCCAACGAAGGAGCAUCCGCUUAAGCAGCUCACUGUCAACGUCACGGUCGCGGACAAGAAUCCGCUCAGCCUGGCAUUGGCUCUCGAAGGCACUGACCCAUUGUCCAAGUUUGCACGCCAGGACCAAGAGCUCAAUGAUCCGCUGACCCAAAUGUCCAGUGAAUUUUCUAAACGUGGUAAUGCAAGUGAGCCGGAGGAUAACACCCUUAAUUGGAGCACACGCCGGCUAGGCAUAUUGAAUCGCUUCACUACCAAUGAAAAACUAUCUCUAUCCACCAGCUUUUUAUGCACCAGCAGCACGGAAGGCGGAGGUGAAAACUUCAAGGCCCAGACGGUGGUGGCCGACAAGGUCAAGUAUCGGCUGGAGCAGCUGGAUAAUUUCGACGAUGGCAGCAUGCGGCACAUGAUGGACCUAACCCAGCAGGAGUACAUACAGCGCUUCGACCAGCUAAAACAGGAGCUCAUUCAGUCAUGGCACAACGAUCAACGCGUCAAGGCUCUGAAGAUAGCCAUACAAUGUGCAAAGAUGCUGUCGGACACAAGUGUGCUGCAGUUCUAUCCCAGUCAGUAUAUUCUAAUCACGGACAUCUUGGACGUCUUUGGCAAGCUGGUGUACGAGCGUUUGCGUAUAAAGGCGGAGGGUGCACCAGGUGCGUCGGCUGCCCUUCUACAAAGAGAACGCGAAGCUGCGCGGGACACCUGCCAAAAUUGGUUCUAUAAAAUUGCCUCUAUACGCGAGCUGUUACCGCGUCUCUAUCUGGAAAUGGCCAUCUUCAAGUGUUACGAGUUGCUGGCUGCUACGCAGAAGGAAAUAGAGCAAGUGCUAUUACGCCUCACCAGCCAGCUGCGUGGCAUUGCUGAUCCACUGGUGUCCAGCUAUGCGCGAUGUUACCUUGUGCGCGUCGGUGUAACGGUCACACGCAGCAAGGUCUAUAUACGCGACAACUUUACAGAUCUCUUCACGAUAUAUCCUCAGAUCUUUCGCAUCGUUGCCCGCUACAAUUUGCAUCCAGAGACAUUUACGGCCGGCGCCUAUUUACAGCUAUAUUCGCCUGCUUUUGAUUAUAUGUUGCAGUGUCUGAUGCACGAAAGCGAUCUUUACGCACAAGAAAUGCUCAAGGAAUGCAAACAGCUGAAGAACAACGGAGCUAUUCUUUUAUCUAUACUGAACUCCUCAAAGGGGGAAUUCGUUGCCGCACAUGCUCACGAGUUUUUAGAGCUCAUCAAUAACAGCGACACACCUGGCAUUUCAAAAUCUCAGUUAUUGCGACCGCUGGGUAGUUGCGUAAGCAGUUGUGCACCGUUGCAGGAGCAGCGCUUGGCCUUUCUGAACGCAGCGUUUCAAACGAUUAACACCCUUACGGAUCCGAACGAAUAUAUAAACUGUGUAGAGACCUGGGCACCGUUUGUUGCACAAUAUUUUACGAUACACGAAGUGAAUCGUUUGCUUGGCGAACUUAAUACACGAAUGUGCCUAGGUAAGGCAUAUGAGAAGCAUUAUGGCCAGCUGCAAAGCAUUUUAACUAGAAUAAUGCAAAACUAUCGAAGUAUUGAGCUGUUGCUAAUACAGCCACAUUUUCUACCUUAUUUGGAUCUGUUCCACAAGGAGUCGGUGCGGGUUGAGAUGUGCAAGUCAAUACUGAGCUACUAUCGGCAAAAUAGUGAGGAGAGAACCAGCGAUGCGGUUGUCACAAAUGCACUCAUGUAUCUUGGCAAGAUUCUCAACGACUCGGUCAACGCACUUACUGUGGAGGAUGAGCGCCGACAGAUUUCGCAGCUUAUCAAUGGUUUCAUAAAUAAGGUGCAUUUUGGAAAAGAUUUGGAGCAACAACUUAGCUUCUAUGUUGAGGGACGCGGCACCUUUAGCAACUUGGACGCAGUUUAUGUAACCCUCGUGCAUGCCGCCUUGAAGCUUACUAUGCAAGCGUCUAAUCGGCAAGGCGCCAAAUCAUUGGGUUUCAUCAAAGCGUGCAUUGCUUAUUGCUUUAUAACCAUUCCAAGCAUUACUUCCGUUAGACAGAAAAUGGAUUUGUAUCUACUGUGUGGACAACUAGCUCUGCGUCACUUGUGUUUGGGGCAAGCGGAUGCGUGCUUUGAGGCUGCGUUACAGCUGAUUGACGAGCUGCCGGCCUCAACCGUUGAUUUCGAAGGCAAACCACGUUGCUUGGAGCGCUACCUAGUCGCGUAUCUCUGUAACAUGCUAGCCACCCUAAUCGUAGUGCCCGAUAGUCCAGAACAGGGCGUCUUGUACUUCCUACGCCUGCUGCUAGAUAUCGUCGGCAGAAGAGCCUUCAAGGCGAAUAGUAGUGCACCAGCCAUAAUAUACUUGCAUGUUUUGGACAUGCUUUAUGUGCAAAGCAUGGAGAAGUUUCCAUAUCACAUCGAUGGAGUGGUUUCGAAUGAUGCACUCUAUGGUCACGAUCCCAAGUUCCUAGCUGAGGUUAAUAAUCUGUGUGGCCAGGUCGUGGAGGCCAUACUGCUCCAGCUUAAGGCUUUGGGAGCGGCUCAGCAGCAGCGCACCCAAGCCCAACUCUCAAUGGAGCUGUUUAUGCGUAUAGUGCGCUAUGCAGAUCUCGAGAGGGAACCGCUGUGUGCGUUGGCGGUAAAACUGUGGGUACUCGCUAAUAAGGCACAGGCCCAACUGGAUUCUGAAACCAUUCCUCAAACGUUGUGCAGCGUGGAGCAUUUCUACAAAUUAGUCAAAGAUUCCUCACCAAAGCGUGCUCAAACAAUUGCGAAACUGCUGUUGCGCAUGCGCGACAGUCAGAAGGCUGCUACCAACAGUUGAAACAGUUGAGAUUAUCAAGUGGGGCGAGAAUCGGUGAUAUGUCGCUUAGAUCGACAUUAUCUUUGUUGUGCAAUCAGGCUGAAUUAAGACUUAAGUAUUUAUAUAGACAGCAUGCUUGCAAAAUGCAUCUGGAUGCGUAUGGAACUGAAAUGAAAUUAACUUAAUGUUUUAUAAAUAGUGAAAAGAGA
Messenger RNA from Drosophila mojavensis, 3119 nucleotides. Its product is annotated as VPS35 endosomal protein sorting factor-like. Gene Ontology annotation, biological process: endocytic recycling. The coding region runs from base 76 to 2931 and encodes 951 amino acids. NCBI's taxonomy places the organism in Eukaryota, Metazoa, Arthropoda, Insecta, Diptera, Drosophilidae. The record is from RefSeq and is a predicted model, not a curated record. Gene Ontology annotation, cellular component: endosome. The transcript is spliced from 12 exons.